Molecule: messenger RNA, 8029 nt
Organism: Doryrhamphus excisus (bluestripe pipefish)
Lineage: Eukaryota; Metazoa; Chordata; Actinopteri; Syngnathiformes; Syngnathidae
Gene: foxo3a
Product: forkhead box O3A
Biological process (GO): regulation of transcription by RNA polymerase II
Cellular component (GO): nucleus; mitochondrial matrix
Molecular function (GO): RNA polymerase II cis-regulatory region sequence-specific DNA binding; DNA-binding transcription factor activity, RNA polymerase II-specific
Source: RefSeq, a predicted model, not a curated record
GCACAGCAGAGGAGGAAGAAGCGGUGCAGCGUCGUUUCCAGCAGCAGCAUUUUGGUUGGGGUUUCAUCAUCUUGAAUGAAACGUUUGCUUCAUGACCAUGCUGCUUCCUGUCAAUGGUGUUGCUAAGUACUGAGUGGGCGGCGCCACAUUUCUGCAGUCAUUUUGUUGCGGGGGGGGAGAAAGAAGAAGGAGCCAGUGGAGGUCUGCUGUGCACGAUGAAGAUGAAUUGUGCAGUGCAGAGAAGGUGGUCAAGAUGGCAGCUUCGGGCUGCAGAAUGAAGAUGACGUGUUGCGAUUCGAUCUUGUGAAUGGGCUCCGGGCUGCUUGUACUGGAACGCUGCCUGGAUUCCGUCAAGAGAGCCCCCCCCCGACCCCCGCCCUCCCCUGCUCGCCAUUCGGUGCACGCCGCAUGAGGACAGGACCACAAAAAGGGGGGGGUCAAUGUUCUGGUAGUCCGGCAGGAGGACAUGUGCUUUGACAUUCCAGCAAAUAGCCUGCACCCAAAGCCCUCGCUUGAUGGCAUGCGACCCGAGUGACUUUGGAACCGUCCGUGCACCGUCCCGCUUACCGCCGCUGACAUGGCCGAGGAGGGGCCGAACGUGGACAUCGACCCGGACUUUGAGCCACAGAAGCGGCCGCGGUCGUGCACUUGGCCCCUGCCCCGUCCGGACUGUGGCACGGGCAAACCGGGGGCAAAUGACGCUGACGUCAUCCCCGAGGAAGAGGAUGACGACGAGGGAGGCAGCGGCAGCGCGGGGAGUGGCGAGCCCCCCCGGGAGGCCGCCGGUGCUCUCGCCCCGAGCGGCGGGAGUGGCGGCCGCCUCCACCUCGCUUCGCGGCCGGUGGAGGUCCAGCAGCGGGGGCUCCGAGGCGACGAGGCCGGGGACGCCUCACCUUCCUCGGCUCAGUUUGCCCCCGCGGCGGCGGCGGCGGCUCCGCAGCAGCUGAGGAAGUCUUCGGCCCGCAGGAACGCUUGGGGGAACUACUCGUACGCGGACCUCAUCACGCAGGCUAUAGAGUCCUCCCCCGAGAAGAGACUCACCUUGUCCCAGAUUUACGACUGGAUGGUCCGCUCCGUCCCCUACUUCAAGGACAAGGGAGACAGCAACAGCUCGGCCGGCUGGAAGAAUUCCAUCCGGCACAACCUGUCCCUCCACAGCCGCUUCGUCAAGGUCCAGAAUGAAGGGACGGGCAAGAGCUCCUGGUGGAUGGUCAACCCGGACGGGGGCAAAGGGGGCAAAGCCCCGCGGCGGCGUGCCGUCUCCAUGGACAACAGCAAGUACAUCAAGGGCGCCCGAGGCCGCGCCACCAAGAAGAAGGCCUCGCUGCAGGCCGCCCAGGACGGCGGCUCCGAGAGCUCGUCCAGCCUGUCCAAGUGGACCGGGAGCCCCACUUCCCGCAGCAGCGACGAGCUGGACGCCUGGACCGACUUCCGCUCGCGGACCAACUCCAACGCCAGCACCCUGAGCGGCCGCCUGUCGCCCAUCCUGGCCAACCUGGAGCUGGACGAGGUCCCCGUUGACGACUCUCCCCUGUCCCCCAUGUUGUACUCCAGUCCCAGCAGCAUGUCGCCGUCCACGGGGCCCGCCGGACUCUCUGACCUGGCGGGAACCAUGAACCUGAACGACGGUCUCUCGGACAACUUGAUGGACGACCUUUUGGACAACAUCAGCCUGACGGCGUCCCAGCAGCCUCCUCCUGGAGAGGAGGACAGCGCAGGCAAAGGUCAGGGAAGCUCCGUGUUCACGUUCAGCUGCCCCGGAAGCGGCCUGACCGGCCCCGUGGGCAGCUACGGUCCAAACCCUCUCUUCAGCCCGCCGUCCAUGACGAGCCUCCGCCAGUCUCCCAUGCAGACCAUCCAGGAGAACAAGCAGACCACCUUCUCCUGCGCGUCGCACUUCAGCAACCACCAGACCCUGCAGGACCUCCUGAGCCUGGACUCCCACGGCCACAGCGUCAUGCUCACGCAGUCCGACCCGCUCAUGUCGCAGGCCAGCACGGCCCUUGCCCUGCAGAACUCCCGCCGCAACGCUCUCCUGCUACGCAAAGACCAGGCCGGCGCCGCUCAGGCCCCGGGCUUGCCCGCUUGGCAAGCCGCCCUGGCGAGCGCGGACUCCGGCGACGCCAAGCACCCGAAGUCCCCCAGCAAGAACGCUUUGCCCGGCCAGGACCGAUUCCCCACCGACUUGGAUCUGGAGGCUUUCAACGGCGGUCUGGAGUGUGACAUGGACUCCAUCAUCCGCAACGAGCUGAUGGAGGCCGACUGCUUGGACCUCAGCUUUGACGCCGCCCAGAACGCCAACAUGAACCCGGGAGGCUUCUCCAGCGCCAAACAGACCUCGGCACAGAACUGGGUCCAGAGCUGAGAGCUUAGACCUGGAGUCCUGGGGAUUGACACGUAUUUAUGGAGUCUUACUUUGCCAUCCUAGUUCAGUUAGGGAACUUUAAGGCUGCGUUCACACUUGGGGUUUGGGUACUCCGGUCCGGACCAAGAAUGGUACCUGGUGCACAUGUUGCUAUUUUUGUCAUGUGACCAAAGGUUGCGCGGUAAAGGACAUAUGCUAACAUAACUUUCAUGACUCUAAUAUUCCAAACUGCCGUUAUUUGGAUCAUUUCCCAGAUUUACCAGGUCAAAGUUCAUCAAAAGCUAAAAUAUACUUUUAAAGCACUUUGGUGACGUCAAUCAAAUGUAAGUCAACUAUUCUAAACUCUAGCUUAUUAGAUUAGAUUAUUAGAUUAUUAUAUUAUUACGCAACAAAAAUACCUGCCAACAAUGGAUCUUCAAAAGGUUGGAGUUGUUGUUAUGGUGGAUGGAUGGAUGGAUGGAUGGAUGGAUGGAUGGAUGGAUGGAUGGAUGGAUGGAUGGAUGGAUGUAUGGAUGGAUGCAUGAAUGGAUGGAUGGAUGCAUGGAUGUAUGGAUGCAUGGAUGGAUGAAUGAAUGAAUGGAUGGAUGUAUGGAUGGAUGUAUGGAUGAAUGAAUCAAUGGAUGGAUGCAUGUAUGGAUGGAUGGAUGGAUGCAUGGAUGGAUGAAUGAAUGGAUGGAUGAAUAAAUGAAUGAAUGCAUGGAUGAAUGGAUGGAUGGAUGGAUGCAUGAAUGAAUGGAUGGAUGGAUGGAUGGAUGCAUGGAUGGAUGGAUGGAUGGAUGCAUGGAUGUAUGGAAGCAUGGAUGGAUGGAUGAAUGAAUGGAUGCAUGGAUGGAUGGAUGAAUGAAUGCAUGGAUGAAUGGAUGGAUGCAUGAAUGAAUGGAUGGAUGAAUGGAUGGAUGUAUGGAUGAAUGAAUGGAUGGAUGGAUCAAUGGAUGGAUGAAUGAAUGGAUGGAUGGAUGAAUGGAUGGAUGCAUGUAUGGAUGGAUGGAUGGAUGUAUGGAUGGAUCGAUGGAUGUAUGGAUGGAUCGAUGGAUGGAUGCAUGGAUGGAUGGAUGGAUGGAUGGAUGGAUGGAUGGAUCGAUGAAUGAAUGGAUGGAUGAAUGAAUGAAUAAAUGAAUGAAUGAAUGGAUGCAUGUAUGGAUGGAUGGAUGGAUGAAUGAAUGAAUGGAUGGAUGGAUGGACGGACGGAGUGGCCCACGCAGCAGUGGGGUCACCAGGUUAUGGACUACAAACACUGCUGCGUGUUAAAGACGGCAAAUGGCGGUCUCGCCAAAUGCUAACUGGUUUUCGGACCCCCACGGACCACUAGGUUAUUCUGACCAUCUUAAAUUUCCCCAAAAGCUUGUAAAUAUACUUUGAAAGAGAUUCUGUGAAAUAUUACAUGAGGUACGUCACAUAUUCCAAACAAGAAUCUCAUCUGCUGGGCUAAAUACGUAGAUUAUAUUCCUAUUUUAACCAGCUUCAAUUUGACCAAAAGCUUGUCAAAUAUACUAUCACAGAAAUUUAACCCUAAAUAUGUAGAUUAUAUUCCUAUUUUAACCAGCUUCAAUUUGACCAAAAGCUUGUCAAAUAUACUAUCAAAGACAUUUUGUGAAAUAUUAACUAAAUAUUCUGAACCAAAAUACUGAGCUGAAUACUACAUACAGUAGGUUAUUUUGAAUAUUCUGAUAUCCAGUUUAGAGUUCACCAAAAGCCUCUAAAAUAUCCUUUUAAGGAGUGCUAUUGUUAAACACACAGAGUCACAGAGGGAGGACGCAGGGCAGAGAGUCUGGGCCUCCAAUACACGUUCUCAUAUUUGGCAUCUUUGGAUGCUGGUACAACGCUGGUGAUCCUAGUUAGGCUAAGCGGCAUAGAAAAUGGAUGGAUGGAUGCUGGUCCAACGCUGGUGAUCCUAGUUAGGCUAAGCGGCAUAGAAAAUGGAUGGAUGGAUGGAUGCUGGUCCCACGCUGGUCUAGCAUAGCCCUGUGAUCCUAGUUAUGCUAAGCGGCAUAGAAAACGGAUGGAUGGAUGGAUGCUGGUCCCACGCUGGUCCAACGCUGGUGAUCCUAGUUAGGCUAAGCGGCAUAGAAAAUGGAUGGAUGGAUGCUGGUCCCACGCUGGUCCAGCGUACCCCUGUGAUCCUAGUUAGGCUAAGCGGCAUAGAAAAUGGAUGGAUGGAUGCUGGUCCAACGCUGGUCCAGCAUAGCCCUGUGAUCCUAGUUAGGCUAAGCGGCAUAGAAAAUGGAUGGAUGGAUGCUGGUCCGUGUACGCUCACAUUUCGGUGAACCGAACCGCAAGCAGACCAGGACCCCUUUCUAAAGGGAUCUCAGUCCGCCGGUUUGGCUCCCACCAAGUCUGGACCAGAGUUCCUUUAAGCCAAACAAACGUUGCGAGUGUUAACGCAGCCUCCGUCUUCAACGAGCCUGAGCGAUGUGAACGGCGGUGUUGUGUCGGAAGGGAUCGAACAGGGGAACAAAAUGCGUCCGCUUGUGUUCGUCUCAGGGAAUCCGUGCAUGAAACGUUUUUGCCAAACCAACGUCCGAGAGCUCGUUUACACCUGGAAGGGGGGGGGGCUGCAGAGGGGGGUACUUGUCAUUCAUGCACACCAAAUAUGAACGUGUAUGCUAACAUGUGAGCUACAUCCUGUGCUCUCUUUGGGUCCUUUAGUUUGGAUCCACGCCAACGUUGCUUUUUCCUGACACCAUUUUGAAGGUGUUACUGCUGCAUAACCCCCCCCCCCCCCCAAAAAAAAAAAAAAAAUUCCCUGCUCAUCUUCCAUCGAGUGCAACAUCGGAAGAAGCACUCGUCGUACGAAGUUUAGAAUUCCGAUUUUCAUGAAGCUCCUGUAUUCCUGCCACCAUCCCGCUUUCAUGGUUUUUUCCUGUGUCGGAAUAGGUCGGGGCUGGCGCUGUUGACAUUCCCAUAUUUUCCCCAUAAUGUCCUUUAUUUCCACAUGGACGUGAUUUCCACUCCUAUGCUCAUGUCACCUGAUUCUGAUUUGUUAUUUAGUCAUUUAAAUGAAAUGUAUACAUUUGAACUGAGUUCAAUUCCAAUUUAAAACACGAGUGCUGUUGCAUUGUUGUUUACAAUUCUUGAUUAAAAAGGUAGGUCAUUUACAUUCCAUUUACAUUUCAAAUGAUAAGUUAAAACACAUUGAAUUCAAUUCAAAUGAUAUUUCAUAAAAACAACAGAACCAAUGUUAUAAUAGCAGGAAGGCACAAACUGCUUGAUAGUGUACAGUUGGUUGUAAACGGUACAACAAGCGCAACAUACACACCACUUUCACACCAAAAGCGGAGUAGCAACAUUUUAAAGCGCAUGCAGAGCUAGAUAUUUUUAUAGGGAUGUUACUUUGGACAGCUAAAUAUGCUAUCAAGCCAUUUGUUAGCCUCCAAAAGUGGCCAAUUAUGUUGUAGAAUAUACUGGUAUAUUGUACAACACAGCAGCAACACAACCAAUGUUGUAAUAGCAGUUAAAAGCAAACUGCUCCGCUGACACUAAUGGCGUUGAGUUGAUUGUAAACACAUGCGUAACACGAGCACGACUUUUGCACCAACAACUGAGUAGCAACAUUUUAAAGCGCAUGCAGAGCUACAUAUUUUUAAAGGGAUGUUACUUUGGACAGGUAAAUAUUCUAUGGAACCAUUUGUUAGCUUCCAAAAGCAGCCAACAAUGUUGUAGAAUAUAUUGGUAUAUUCUCAACACAGCAGCAACAGAACCAAUGUUGUAAUAGUGGUAAGGAGCAAACCAUGUGGCCAACAUUAAUGGCGCUGAUGUGUUGAGCCUAACACGUGCACCACUUUCACACCAAAAGCGGAGUAGCAACAUUUUAAAGCGCAUGCAGAGCUAGAUAUUUUUUAUAGGGAUGUUACUUUGGACAGCUAAAUAUGCUAUCAAGCCAUUUGUUAGCUUCCAAAAGUGGCCAAAUGUUGUAGAAUAUACUGGUAUAUUGUACAACACAGCAGCAACACAACCAAUGUUGUAAUAGCAGUUAAAAGCAAACUGCUCCGCUGACACUAAUGGCGUUGAGUUGAUUGUAAACACAUGCGUAACACGAGCACGACUUUCGCACCAACAACUGAAUAGCAACAUUUUAAAACAGCCAACAAUGUUGUAGAAUAUAUUGGUAUAUUCUCAACACAGCAGCAACAGAACCAAUGUUGUGAUAGUGGUAAGGAGCAAACCAUGUGGCCAACAUUAAUGGCGCUGAUGUGUUGAGCCUCAGCCAACACGUGCACCACUUUCGCACCAACAACUGAAUAGCAACAUUUUAAAGCGCAUACAGAGCUAGAUAUUUUUGUACGGAUGUUACUCUCGACAGCUAAAUAUGCUAUGAAGCCAUUUGUUAGCUUUCUUAUACAUAUGUUGUAGAAUUUACCAGUAUAUUGUACAACAGCGCAUCAACAGAACCAAUGUUGUUAUAGUGGUAAGGAGCAUUAAUAAUGCAGAUAAGUUGACUGUAUGCAACAGUACAACAAAUUAUGCCACAGCGUCACUCAAGCUUGACAUGCCCCCCCCCCCCCCCAAAAAAAUAUUCCUUCUCUCCGUGUUGUUCCUCUUGUGAGAACGCCAAAAAGUACUACUGCAACACACAGGAAGCUAAAUAGGUAGUCAACAAGCGUUUAUUAUUAUUAUUAUUAUGGAGUCGCCACAGUGGAUCUUUUGGAUGCAGAGGUAAUAAAAAAGUACUAACCACUCAUGAUUCUUCAAACGCAGCAAUGCCCAUAGAAAAACAAUGUCAGGGGGUUGCCUACAGCCGCGGCUGUGAAUGACCUGGAGGUUAUUUGCUUUUGCAGGCAAAUAGGCCGUGUGAAUUGGGCCUGUGGAGGCUGUGCGACAUGCGGUAUUUCUACGUGGUUUUGGUGACGUGGAUUUCUUGGUGCUAUAAAUAAGAAGAUAGCAGGGUGCGGCAUUAGCACCCCCCCCCUUCCCCCCCCCCCCCCUCCCGUUAUCAGCGCUACAGCAGGUGCUGCGAGCAUGUGACAGGAACUAUAUCUUGAGAGCCAUUCUUGCCGUUUUAAGAAGAAAAAAGGCGGGGCCAGUAUUUUCAAUGUUGCCAAAUGUUUCUGCAUAUACGUACGUAGAAAUAGAGUCUAUAGAUCAUAGCGAGCAGUGCUAUAAAAGGCACAAAAAAAGAUAUCAGCCGAUUCUUUUUGGGUAGAAACACCAGGAUUUUGCAUUAAAAAAGAAGUUUGUUUUUGUAAAGUUUUGAUUUCUUUGGUGUUUGUCUUUGUGUACGGUGGAUUCAGAAGCGCUUUUUGUCACCACCUCAGUUGAAGCCUCUUUUUGGAUUCAAUUUGUUGUGCUUCGAAAAGUCGAUUUUAGCCCUCUCACUCACUGCCAACGUCCCUCCUCGUGCUCCUACCAAAAUGUUGUGUUUCGCAGCUUGUAAAUAAAGCUUCAAGAACCACUCCGUCUAUCGGAUGGCCAUUCUUCUUGUCUUCAUUGUGUGUGUGUGUGUGAAAUGUUCUCCCUGGAGGAAUUGCAUGGCUGCAGACGCUGCAGGCACCACAGAGAUCAUUUCCUAUUGGCUCACGGGCUCCCAACUCUGCACCAAUGGUGUGUUGUAUCCGAGAAGAACGCAGCCAUCCCUGAUGACGUCGCCGGGAGCUGGAGGCUGCUCGGCAACUGACGCACGGCGGACAUAUUUGAAUAUUUACAUACACCACGCUGCAAAGGGGAACA